Laccaria bicolor S238N-H82 is the source of this 222-nucleotide messenger RNA. RefSeq lists its product as uncharacterized. NCBI's taxonomy places the organism in Eukaryota, Fungi, Basidiomycota, Agaricomycetes, Agaricales, Hydnangiaceae. The transcript has 2 exons. Bases 1 to 222 code for a protein of 73 amino acids. The record is from RefSeq and is a predicted model, not a curated record.
AUGGUUUCCUCUAGGAGUGGGGCAGACCCCCUUGUUCAUUAUGGACGCCAUUUUGGACGAACAGUCCACGCCUUGUGCAAUAUCCACGCAAUCAUCAAUAACAGAAUACUAAGACUAGGAGAGUUGGUGGAUCGGCCAGAGGAAUCUUUCAGCGCCGAGGAGAGGCACGAGCACAAGAUAUUUUUGACUUUGCUCGAGUCAGUUCCAGGUCUGGAGGAGUGA